AUGUAUAUAGCCACGGUGUUGGGAAAUCUACUCAUCAUAAUAACGAUAACUAGAAGCCACAGUCUGAGGUCACCCAUGUAUUCCUUCCUCACAUCUCUGUCUCUCCUAGAUGUCACCUAUUCAUCUGUCACUACUCCCAAGUUGAUUGUGGAUGGCCUUUUUAACAGAACGACCAUCUCCUUUGAAGGCUGUAUGACCCAGCUCUUUGCAGACCAUUUCUUAGGUGGUGCAGGGAUCAUUCUUCUCAUUGUGAUGGCCUAUGAUCGCUACAUAGCCAUCUGUAAGCCCCUACAUUACAUGACUAUCAUGACUCCUAAAAUGUGCUGCCUGAUGGUAGGAGGGGCUUGUGUGGGAGGAUCCAUGCAUGCAACCAUUCAACUUCUCUUUAUGUAUCAAAUACCAUUCUGUGGACCCAGUGUCAUUGACCAUUUUAUGUGUGACUUGUUUCCAUUGUUGCAAAUGGCUUGCAUGGACACACAGAUUCUGGGUCUCUUGGUCAUUCUCAACAGUGGGGUAAUGUGUGUGACAAUUUUCCUUAUUCUCACGGCUUCAUACAUAGUCAUCCUGUUCUCCCUGAAGUCUUGCAGCUCCGAAGGAAGGCGCAAAGCCCUCUCCACAUGUAGUUCUCACUUCACAGUGGUUGUGCUGUUCUUUGUACCUUGUAUCUACUUGUAUGUGAGGCCUGUGGUCACUUACCCCAUAGAUAAGGCAAUGGCUGUGUCUGCUAUCAUUGUUGAACCAAUGUUAAACCCUUUGAUCUACACCUUGAGGAAUGCAGAAGUGAAAAAUGAACUGAGGAAAUUGUUUUCCACUUGA
Messenger RNA from Cricetulus griseus (Chinese hamster), 816 nucleotides. NCBI's taxonomy places the organism in Eukaryota, Metazoa, Chordata, Mammalia, Rodentia, Cricetidae. The record is from RefSeq and is a predicted model, not a curated record.